Messenger RNA from Stomoxys calcitrans (stable fly), 2094 nucleotides. RefSeq names its product serine/arginine repetitive matrix protein 2-like. The record is from RefSeq and is a predicted model, not a curated record. NCBI's taxonomy places the organism in Eukaryota, Metazoa, Arthropoda, Insecta, Diptera, Muscidae. The transcript is spliced from 4 exons.
AUGCACGCCAACAAACUGUGCACCAGGCCUUCAACUCCAGCUCGAACCUACUGCCUGCUGCUGCCACUGCUUGCCGGUAAUGCACUGAAAGCCACCCAUACAUAUACUCGCUGGAUGGCAACAACAAAUUGCUGCCGCGCCACCAAUACCAUUAACAACAACGGCAACAACACCAAUACAAACAUGAGUUUAAGUCUGUGGCACCGGCACCAGCACCGGUAUCGAACCGGCAGCAUGGAGAGGGCCCAAAGAGUUAUAAUGACGACGAGGACGCCACGCAGCCAACUGCAAGUACGUAGACGUAGUAGAAGUAGACGUAGUAGAAGUAGAUGUAGUAGAAGUAGACGUCGUAGAAGUAGGCGUAGUAGAAGUAGGCGUAGUAGAAGUAGACGUAGACGUAGUAGAAGUAGAUGUAGUAGAAGUAGACGUAGGAGAAGUAGACGUAGUAGAAGUAGACGUAGUAGAAGUAGACGUAGUAGAAGUAGACGUAGUAGAAGUAGACGUAGUAGAAGUAGACGUAGUAGAAGUAGACGUAAUAGAAGUAGACGUAGUAGAAGUAGACGUAGUAGAAGUAGACGUAGUAGAAGCAGACGUAGUGGAAGUAGAUAUAGCGAAAGUAGACGUAGUGAGAGUAGACGUAGUAGAAGUAGAAGUUAACGUAGUAGAAGAAGAAACAGACGUAGUAGAAGUAGUAGUUGUAAAAGUAGCCGCAAACGUAGUAGAAGUAGACGUUGUAGAAGCAGAAGUAAACGUAGUAGAAGUGGACGUAGUAGAAGUGGACGUAGUAGAAGUAGAUAUAGCGAAAGUAGACGUAGUGAAAGUAGACGUAGUAGAAGUAGACGUAGUAGAAGUAGACGUAGUAGAAGUAGACGUUGUAGAACUAGACGUAGUAGAAGUAGACGUAGUAGAAGUAGACGUAGACGUAGUAGAAGUAGAUGUAGUAGAAGUAGACGUAGAAGAAGUAGACGUAGAAGAAGUAGACGUAGUAGAAGUAGACGUCGUAGAAGUAGACGUCGUAGAAGUAGACGACGUAGUAGAAGAAGAAACAGAUGUAGCAGAAGUAGAUGUAGACGUAGUAAAAGUAAACGUAGUAGAAGUAGACGUAGUAUAAGUAGACGUAGUAUAAGUAGACGUAGUAUAAGUAGACGUAGUAUAAGUAGACGUAGUAGAAGUAGACGUCGUAGAAGAAGGCGUAGUAGAAGUAGACGUAGUAGAAGAAGACGUAGUAGAAGUAGACGUCGUAGAAGUAGACGACGUAGAAGUAGACGACGUAGUAGAAGAAGAAACAGAUGUAGCAGAAGUAGAUGUAGACGUAUUAGAAGUAAACGUAGUAGAAGUAGACGUAAUAGAAGUAGACGUAGUAGAAGUAGAGGUAGUAGAAGUAGACGUAGUAGAAGUAGACGUAGUAGAAGUAGACGUAGUAGAAGUAGACGUAGUAGAAGUAGACAUAGUAGAAGUAGACGUAGUAUAAGUAGACGUAGUAUAAGUAGACGUAGUAGAAGUAGACGUCGUAGAAGUAGGCGUAGUAGAAGUAGACGUAGUAGAAGAAGACGUAGUAAAAGUAGACGUAGUAGAAGUAAACGUAGUAGAAGCAGACAUAGUAGAAGUAGACGUAGUAGAAGUAGACGUAGUAGAAGUAGACGUAGUAGAAGUAGACGUAGAAGAAGUAGACGUAGUAGAAGUAGACGUAAUAGAAGUAGACGUAGUAGAAGUAGACGUAGGGGAAGAAGACGUAGUAGAAGUAGAUGUAGUAGAAGUAGACGUCGUAGAAGGAUACGUACUAGAAGUAGACGUAGUAAAAUAUUACACACGUGCAACAUCAAAACCUAUCAAUAUAAUAGUAAUUGUCUACAAAAUACAUUGUACAUGGAGGACACUAAUGAGGAGGAAAUAUUUAACAUACUAAAUUCCUUGAAUGUAAGAAAAACCGCUGGAAUUGACGGCAUCAGAUCUAUAGACAUUAAAUCUAACGCUAGCUAUCUAACAACUGUUAUAACUGCUUUUGUAAACAUGAGUUUAAGAGAAUCGUCAGUACCUGCUCUUUUAAAAACCGCAAUCAUGACACUGCAAUUCUUGUGGAACAUAAAAACCUAA